AUGGCACAGCGCUCUGUGCGGCAUCCGAAAGCAUUUCUAGGAGGAGAGAAUGCGUUGGAUGCUACCGUGGAAUACAUUUGGAAGGUCUUGUUGGCUGGCAGCUUACUGCGAACGUAUCCGGCGGAGGAUCUUAACUCUGUGAGAGAUGAACUUAAAACUUUUCUCAGUGAUGCAUUUGAUGGCGUUUUCCCAGGGAUCCGCAUAGGUCGGGAUCUCCUGACCGAAGAGGCUAUCCUGGGUUUUGAGGAGGUCGUUGUUGCCAUCAUUGAUGAUCAGCAGCUCGCGGGUCCAACGGCUUUGGUGGAGGCGAUUCGUCAAGUCUUAAGCCGCAAAGAAGAUCGCCGGAUUGCAGCUUUUUUGGCAGAGUUGGAAGAGGCGGUGUGCACCAGAAGCCUCAUUGAUGAGAUGGAGAAUAACGACGACGACGAGGACAAAAUCCAAUUUGGAUCUGCGGUACAAAGCCUCCAUCUAGAUGACAGGGAAGAGGAGAUCGAUCCGGAGGAUGUGAUCACAGAUCGGCUAGAGCCACUGGUGUUGUACGAGUCGCAAGUCGUGGAAGUUCAACACUGUUGGAAGCGUUUCAUAUCCCACUAUGAACAACCAGACUAUGCGGGCGAGGCUGUCUUCGCUUCCAUUCUGGAUUCGGCACCAUCUUUGCAAAGUCUCUUCAAAACUCCAAAGUUGGUUGCAGCAAAGUUCAUCUCUGGACUUGACAGGAUUGUUGCCAAUCUGAGAGAUUCCGCGAGCGUGUUCAACUUGGUGGAACAGAUGGGCUUUCAGCACUUCCAGCUGGACGUAAGCAUUCCGCGGAUCGCAAUUUUUCGGGAAGCGCUUGUAGAAACAAUGGGCGCAGACUUGAAUGCGGAUUUUUCGCCUGUGGCGGCAUUGGGUGUCCAGCGGCUGAUGAGUUACGCAGGUGGGGCUUUCAUUUUUAUCCGAGAGAACUAUGCGAAGCGUCUACAGCUGAUCAGUCGAACCUGGGCCAUUGCCUCGGGUGUUACUGAUGAGGAAGCAGCAGAGAAGGACGAAGUCAUCCAGGAGGAGGCUCCUGUGGAAGACGACUCAGACGAUGAUAGGCUGUCCAAAGGUGCCAGCGAAGUCCCUGCUGCCUCCAGCUGCUGUGCCAGGCUCUGUGGUAAGUCACAAGUUGCAAAAGCAGCACAUGGAGUCGAAGAAGAAAGUUACCUCAAAGCAAUUGAGGAGGGCUACCAGGCCAUCCCCCGCAACUUCGGAGCGAUGUUCCGCUUCAACGCGGCGGUCAUGGGCGUCAGCCGGCAAGACUGGAUGUACGAGGUCUUGGACUCGUUUGAUGCCAUUGUUCGCUGCAUCUCCCAGUCUGCUCGCCUGCAGGUGGAAUGUGACAUCGUGUCCUUGCGCAUCGCGCAGAUCCGGGGUGAAGUGAAAUUCAGCAACUUCAAGGCGGUCAUGCUGUCGACCUUGCGGUCUUUGUUUCCGGAGGAAUGGGGACCUCCCUACGAAGAAGCGUGGAACUGGCUGUGGAGCACCGUGGAGCGGCUGCUCCGUAAGGAGUUGAAGAAGCCUCGAGUGCGCGAGCGUCUUCUGGGCCGCUUCUUAGGAUCUAUGGACGAGGAACUGGCAGACAAGAUUCGAGAGCAGGCCUACGACCGCUUCUUCGAACUUGCGCCUGCGGGACAGGAAUACUUCAAGCAAUCCGCAACACGAUUGAACUAUAUUGCUGAUCGCGCCAUGGAGCUUUCACAUGAUCUCUACAAGGAUCCAUGCGCUACGGUGGAUGAGAUUGCAGCCCUGGGUCUGCGACACGUGGGUUACGCUGUGCCGGUGGAACUCUUUGACCCCUUCGUCGAAGGUUGGAGAGAAGUUCUCGUGGAGUUGACCAGCGAUGCAGAUUUAGUGGAUGCAUUCCACUGGUCCUUUCGCCUGUUGGCUCAACUCCUGGUGAGGACAAUCCAGCAAGGAGCUACGCUGGUGAUGCGGGCCAUCAGUACCAACAGUGGGCGACAGGUACGGAAAGCUUUAUCCUACGCCCCAAGGAAGAAACGGUCGCUCUGGGUCUUGAAUGUCACUGUUGGCUCCCAGUCCAUCUCACCACUCUUGGUGUCCAUUGAGAGUGGCAAUAUGGAAGCGGCCAAGACCAUGUUGCAAGACCUCAUGGUGAUCAGAGCUGAUCGAGCCAGGUACUACUAUGGUCUUAACGACCUGUUCAAGCGACAUCCAGAUAUGGUGGAGAUCCUCACACAGACGGCACCGGAGCUUUUGCCCACGAUGUUGGAUGGAAUGAUUUGGAGGUCUCGCACCGCUGUGGGGGGCAUGCGACGGGUCAACUACUACUUGAAGCACCUCUUGGUAGAUGAAGAGGGCCGCUUCGCCACAGCCAUGAGCUCCGUGGUGAAACUUUCAGAUCCCAAUCUCGCGGUGCAUCCACUGCUUGAGACCUUGUGCGAUAUUAUGUGGACAGACUUGGUACAUUGGCGCUUUCUGCGAAGUAAGCUGCGGCUUCUCCUGACCACUGUGAUUUUUAUCCUGGGCCAAUCUGUGCUUCAUCAUCUCGACGGUUCAAUGGCCAAUCGCAUCGCAACCUUCGCUUGCAGGGUGUUGAUCUACCUCUACUUCAUGGUGGGGCUCAUCUAUGACCGGGCAAGACAUGUCUAUCAGGCAAUCAAGAAAAGGCACCUCACGAUGGUUGGUGGCAUUCGAGUACCGAGGAAGUGGGUGGAAGACUGGCAAGAAUGCGUCAGUUUGAUCUUGACAGUGCUUGUGGUAGUGAUGUUUUACUUGGAGCCAGUCAUCUACUGUCUGCAGAGUGAUCAUGGAAGCUUCACACAGAACUGUGACCAGGCGAAGAGUUUGCAAGAGCCUUACCAGAUCCUGUCCAUGCUGGCCAUCCUGCUGCAAUUUUCCCUCAUCAUCGAUGUGGCAACAAUUUCCACGAGGUUGUCUUCGUGGGUGCUGCUUGCUGGUCAUGUUCUGCCAGAGUUUGUCAUGACGUGUCUCGCCUGUGCGUUUCUCAUCCUGACUUUCAGUUGCAGUGUGUCUGCUUCCAGUGAGAAUCCAGAGGAUUUCGAUAACAUCUUUGGGUCCAUGAUGAGUUUCUUCAAGUUGACUGUGAGUAUGUACCCUGCAAGCAGCUUCGUUGCUCUGGAGGACAGCAUUUUGGUCCUGUUCAUCACAAGCUGUUUUCGAUUGAUCGUGAUUUUCUUCCUCAUGAAGCUGUUGAUUGCCCAACUCACUUGUGAGUACCGGCGCAUCUACCGCCUCAUGAUGGGGCACGCUCGUCUCUGCGAGUUUCAAAUUCAUUUGUGCUGUGAUCCGCAGCUACCUUUUAGCAUUUGCCCAACGCUGCUGACUUCAGCGAAUGGCGAAAACCCUUUGAGCAGCCGCUGUUUUGCAGGCGGGAAGACGGUGGAGGUGGCGAGAAGGGCAACACCAGCAGAGCUGGAGGAAGGCAACAACCAGAUCCUUCAAGCCCAACAGAGACUUGACGCAGAAAUAGCAGCAGGUUCAGAAAAGGCAAUAGAAGAUGAGAAGGGUCUGGAAACCAAGGUUUCAGAGUCCCCCAAAUCACCCGUGAAGGAAGAGAGUUUGGGAAGAGAGGAAGAGCCUAGAAGUUUUCCAACCUCAAUCAUCCCUGCUGUACCUGGACAGGAAAUUUCUCAGGUGACACCUGCGACGCCAGCUAGUCAGGUGAGAACCCAGGUGAAAACACCAGCACUGACCCCUGGAGCACGAGGUGAAUCUUCAGGUGCCGUAGCUGUUCAACAUGAAGCAGUUGUUCCUGUGGCGAUGGAAGCGAUUGCCACAGACUCCAAAAUGAUCGAGAAUGGAGGGUCCGCAGAUCUUCCUCGAGUACUGGAUGUUUCUGGCCAAGGGCAACCAGUUCCCGUGUCCUUGACGCCUGGGACCCAAUCUGGUGCCUCACCGCCGCAGCAACCUCUUUUUGAUGACCAACAACUUCGCAGGUUUCAAGAACUUUUUCAACAAGCUCCUUGGCUGUACCCUGGUGGUUCUGUGGCAUUCCACCAACCAGCCAUUCAACCUCCAAUCUCGAGACCUCUUUUUCUCGAGCAAGAUGAACGUAGGAUGCAAGAAACUGUUGGGAUGGGUUCGCAAUAUGUAUACCCAUAUGGACCUACAGUUGGGGUUCGGGAAAAUUUGGAGUUGAAAAGGGGAAUUAAAGAAGUUUUGGAAGAAAAUAGGAAGUUGAGGGAGAAGGUUGAACGUCUUGAGAAGGCGCAGCUAUCCCAAUCUGAAGAGGAUCCAAAGUUUUCAACACCAACAGGAGAUAACCCAAAGGAGGCUGAGACCCCCUACCAGGAGGCUGAUAGACCACCAAAGGGAAGUCAGUCGUACCACCGUGUUUCAAAGGAGGCUGAGACCCCCCACCAGGAGGCUGAUAGACCACCAAAGGGAAGUCAGCAUGUGCGCCAGGUAUCAAAGGAGGCUGAGACCCCCUACCAGGAGGCUGAAAGACCACCAAAGCCCGAAGGCCGCCAAAGAUCGAAGACCCCAGAAAGAAAGGAGGCUGAUAGACCCCCAAAGAAUGGAAGUGAUGAAGAACCAACGACUGUGAAAGUCAUGCUGAAGCUCAUGGAGGGCAUGCAGGCGAUUCAACGUCAGAUGUUGGAACAUCGAGAUGAGGACAAUGCGACUGAAUCAGUCCGACAAGCUCCAGCACUACCAGCCCUUUCAGAGUGGAGUGCAACUAUGGGUCCAAUUGAUCUCAACGACUGGAUGGCGCUCAUCGAGCCUAUGAUGUGCGACCUUAGCAACUCCAGUGCGCAAUGGUGGCAACAGCUUGUCAUGGAGGCCCACCUUUGGUAUCAACGGCAUCUUCAACUACCACCUCUUGAUCGAGUUGCACAUGUACCAGCUCCCUCACCGGAAUUGGCCAAACCCAAAUGGGCCAGGCUGGAACGUCGAGCUUCGACACUUCUGCUGAUGGCAGUUCCUGAAGGUCAACGAGAAGAACUCAUUUCAGCCAAAAGGCUGAGUGCGAUGGCAAUCAUUUGCCAACUCCUGGUCACUUACCAGCCAGGAGGCCUUGCAGAGAAGGAAUUGAUCCUGAGGUCCCUUGAGCCCCCCCCGGAGUCAGCAAACCUUGUGGAGGCUGUGCAAAGCCUUCGCAGAUGGGCGCGCUGGAGACGACGUGCAGCAGACCUACAGAUCUCCGAGCCGGUCGUCCAUCAGGAGACUUCAAAUGCAUCGAAGAAGCGUGUGGAACCAGAGAAAGCGAAGGACAGAAAUGACCAGUCGCCGCAAAAGCCAAAGAUCCAGAAGGCCGAGGGGGAGGAGACUUCAUCACCGACGAGCUCUACGAAAGGCAAAGAAGAGGAGGUGUCUGAGACAGCUUCUAUGAAGGAGUUGCUUGAGCAGGCCAACACAAUGCUCAAGUCGCUGACAUCAUCUAAUCCAUCUACAUCUUCAAGUACAACAUCAAGCUCCACGGAAAACAAGGAUGAGGUGAUGGACCGACUUCAACAACAACUCAACCAGUUGAAACUCAAGGUGUUCAAGAUCAACCAGAUCUCCCAUGGCCAACAUCAAGGCCUGAUUGACUCGGGGGCCACACAUCCCUUGCGUCCGAGAAGGCCUGGUGAAUGCGAUUUGUCCUACAAGAAGGUUUCAGUGACUUUGGCAAAUGGCGAAUCUACAACUCUGCAGGUGACUCCCGGUGGCAUCAUGGUCACAGAUCGACAUGACGUCGAACCAAUUUUGCCUAUGGGACAGCUGGUCCAUGACUUGGGAUGUCAGGUCAAAUGGGCUGGAGAAACUCUGAAUGUCGUCCAUCCUGUGCGAGGGCAACUACCAGUUGAAAACCGCAAUGGAUGCCCACAGCUUCCAAGGACUUUGGCUUUGGAACUGAUCGAAGAGAUGGAGACAACAGGAGUUCAGAAGAGCAUGAAAAGCAUCAGUUUUGAGAAGGAAAAGAAAUGGAUGGAAGAUCUUGUGGAAAGCCACCCUGUUUUGCGAGGCCUUCCACAACACGUCAAAAGCCGCUUGGUCACUGACAUCGGAGACUGGAAGGAUCUGCCGGUGAACAGAAGACAACGAAAGCGCUUGCAAAGAGAUGGCUUUCUUUUGCACUUGUACGCAGGAGAACAAGAUGGCUUCACCUUGUCAAGAGCCUGGAAGCAGCAAGGUGGAAUGGAGACCCAACUCUUGGAGAUCGAUGUCAAGAGAGGAGAAGGUCACAACAUGUUGCUCGACAAUGGUGUCUACGCUGGACUUCUUCGAGCAGCCCUACAAGAUCGAAUUGAUGCGGUCAUCACUGGCCCAAACUGCCGGACUAGAUCGGUCCUGAGGCACUACCCACGUGAAAAUGCUCCGCGACCAGUGAGGGCAUGGAAUGGUGAAGAGUAUGGAUUGGCUGAUCUGACCCCAGCCGAAAAAAUCCAGGUUGAGGAGGACGACAUCCUUCUUUGGAGAUCGAUCUUCUUGUGGAUGAUCUCAACCUACCUUCGACGAGCUCGACAAGUUCGAAAAGAAGUUGGAUUUCUUUUGGAGCAGCCUGCAACACCGAAAAGCUACAUGCCCCAAUGUGUGUCCUUCUGGGAUACUGAAGAGUGGUCAAAGCUGAAGGAAGAAUUUGAGUUCUCUGAGACCACCUUUUGCCAGUGA
This is a messenger RNA of Cladocopium goreaui, 6597 nucleotides long. NCBI's taxonomy places the organism in Eukaryota, Dinophyceae, Suessiales, Symbiodiniaceae. The record is from the annotation of a GenBank genome assembly.